This is a messenger RNA of Macrosiphum euphorbiae (potato aphid), 627 nucleotides long. NCBI's taxonomy places the organism in Eukaryota, Metazoa, Arthropoda, Insecta, Hemiptera, Aphididae. The record is from the annotation of a GenBank genome assembly.
AUGUCAAAUAAUUCAUCACCGAGUACUCCGGUAUAUGGAGGAGAUGAGUAUAAUCGACGUCUGGCCGAAAUACAUAGCCAGUCUCCAGUUCUCAUCAACAUGCAUGAGCAUGACUUUUUCGUAUAUGGUGAAAUGACUCAAUCCGGAGAUAGUGGUUACUUGACUAACCAGGGCACGCAAGUUGAAAAUAAUGAUUGGCAUAGGGCAUUUUCGCCUCUUCAUCCCCCUGCAACACCAUCACCACCUCGAGUAUCACAGAUGGAGAAUUGUCAACGUUCUUUGACACCGGUUCAGCCUGUCUUGUUGGAAGAAGCUUCGCCAGACAUGUUUCCACCGACAACACCGAUAGCAUACGUACUGAGGGUGAGAAACGACCUUUUUCCAGACUCAGAUUCCCAGUCCUCAGUUUCAAAUAGCACGGUAGGAAUUCCUCGGGCCAUGUUAGCCCCCGAAUAUAACAUGCUAUUUGAAGGGAAAAUUAUGAAUACGUCGCGUCAUUCUGGAGAGCAGACAGCAGAAAUGGAUUGGAGUGAAGACGGAAAUGACGAGGAGUUGAUCAGUAAUAUGGAGGCAUAUGAAGAUGAUGAAGAACUUAACCUGCACAUGGAUGAAUAUGAAGGUUUUUGA